Molecule: messenger RNA, 26880 nt
Organism: Gymnogyps californianus (California condor)
Lineage: Eukaryota; Metazoa; Chordata; Aves; Accipitriformes; Cathartidae
Gene: SYNE1
Product: spectrin repeat containing nuclear envelope protein 1
Cellular component (GO): membrane
Molecular function (GO): protein binding
Source: RefSeq, a predicted model, not a curated record
UGGAUCAAUACUCAUCUGGCUAAGCGCAAUCCUCCCAUGCUGGUGAAUGAUCUGUUUGAAGAUAUCAAAGAUGGGGUGAUGCUAAUUGCCCUUUUGGAAGUUCUUUCAGGGCAGAAGCUGCCUUGUGAGCAGGGACGUCAGCUGAAGAGAAUUCACUGGGUUGCCAACAUUGGCACAGCUCUUAAGUUUCUAGAAGGAAGACGGAUUAAGCUUGUGAACAUAAACUCAACUGAUAUUGCUGAUGGCAGGCCUUCUAUUGUGCUUGGCUUGGUGUGGACCAUAAUUUUGUAUUUUCAGAUUGAAGAGCUUACCAGCAACCUCCCACAGCUGCAGUCGUUGUCUAGCAGUGCUUCUUCUGUGGAGAGUGUUGUCAGUUCAGAAACUGCGAGUCCUCCAAGCAAACGGAAGGUGGUAACCAAGGUCCAAGGAAGUGCCAGGAAGGCUUUGUUAAAAUGGAUACAGUACACAGCAGCAAAGCAAGUUGGAAUUGAAAUAAAAGAUUUUGGACAAAGUUGGAGGAGUGGUGUUGCAUUUCAUUCCGUUAUUCAUGCUAUCCGCCCAGAUUUAGUGGACAUGGAGAAAGUGAGGGGAAGGUCAAAUAGAGAAAACCUGGAAGAAGCCUUCACUCUUGCAGAAGCGGAACUAGGAAUUCCAAGGCUCCUUGAUCCAGAAGAUGUGGAUGUUGACAAGCCAGAUGAAAAGUCUGUCAUGACCUAUGUAGCCCAGUUUUUGAAGUACUAUCCUGAUCCGCAUCAUACAGUGACUGAUGUGCAGGAGAAUGAUGAACUUCAAGCAAUCCCAACUUUUGUGAUUUCUUUUAUGAAAUUUAAGAAGGAAGACAGACUGAUGCUGAGAGACCUAAAAGUGUGGGCAGAACAAUUUGAAAGAGACUUAGCCCGAGCACAGAUGGCAGAAACAAGCUUACAGGAGAAAUACCAGUCAUUUAAGCAUUUCAGAGUACAAUAUGAGGUAAAAAGGAAACAGAUUGAACUUGUAACCCAGUCAUUAAGGAAAGAUGGUAAAUUAUCACUUGAUCAAGCUAUGGUGAAGCAAGCAUGGGACAGAGUUUCUUCCAGGCUACUUGAUUGGCACGUACACCUUGAUAAAUCUCUUCCUGCACCUUUGGGUACCAUAGGUGCUUGGCUCUAUAGAGCAGAGGCUGCUCUGAGGGAAGAAGUAACUGUUCACCAAGCUCAUGAGGAAACAGCGAAUACAAUACACCGGAAGCUUGAACAACAUAAGGAUCUGCUGAAAAACAUAGAUGGUCACAAAAAGGCAUUCCAUGAGAUCCACGGGGCCAGGUCUGUUAACGGAGUACCUGUUCCACCUGACCAAUUAGAGGAUAUGGCACAGAGGUUUAAUUUUGUUGUCUCUUCAUCUGAGCUCCAUCUGUUGAAGAUGGAGUUUCUGGAACUGAAGUACCGUCUACUGUCACUCUUAGUCCUUGCAGAAUCAAAGUUAAAAUCAUGGAUUAUCAAAUAUGGAAGGCGAGAGUCGGUGGAACUACUUCUUCAGAAUUAUAUUUCUGUUAUUGAAAAUAGUAAGUUCUUUGAGCAGUAUGAAGUUACUUACCAGAUCUUGAAAAGAGCAGCUGAAAUGUAUGCCAAAGCAAAUGGCUCAGUGGAAGAAGUUGAGAAUGUGAUGAAAUUCAUGAAUGAAACAACAGCACAGUGGAGGAACCUCUCGGUAGAGGUGAGAAGUGUAAGAAGCAUGUUGGAAGAAGUAAUUGCUAAUUGGGACAGAUAUAGCAGCACUGUGGCAGGUCUACAAGCUUGGCUGGAAGAUGCUGAAAAAAUGCUGAAUGAGCCUGAACAUUCUAAAAAGGAUUUCUUCCGGCACUUACCUCAUUGGAUCCAGCAGCACACAGCCAUGAAUGAUGCUGGUAAUUUUCUGAUAGAAACAUGUGAUGAAACCAUUUCCAGAGACCUUAAACAGCAGCUUCUGUUACUAAAUGGAAGAUGGAGAGAAUUGUUUAUGCAAGUUAAGCAGUAUGCUCGAGCAGAUGAACUAGACAAAAUGAGGAAGGAAUACUUGGAUGGUGUUGCCCAUUUGACAGCUUUUAUUGAUGGAAGCAAUAGGAAAUUUUCAGUCCCUGUAGAAGUGUCCUUCCUUGAUGUCAAAAUGUUUGUGCAAGAUUUAGAAAAUAUUAAGCAGAAAUUGCCUGCGAUGGAAGCUCAGUACAAAAUGGUUACAAAAACGGCACAACUUGUUACAAAAGAAGUUUCCCAAGAGGAAGUCAAUGAAAUGCUUGGAACGUUGACAAGGAUCAAAGAGCAGCUGGGCAAGGUUAAGGAGUAUUCCUGUGCCCUGCUGUAUGAAUGCCAGCAUCUGCUGUCUCCACUGGAAGAACUGGAGAAACAAAUCACACAUUUUUAUGAGUCUCUUGAAAAAGUCAAUGAAAUAAUUUCUAUCCUGGACCCUGAAGCACAACCUACAACUGUUCUUAAACAAAAAGCCCAAGAUUUGGUAGCUUAUCAAGAAAACUGCAAGAAAGAUUUGUCCCUGAUUGAGAGAAAUAGUCAGAGUAUCCUGCAGUGUGUGGCUUCAAGUGAAGUGUUACAGCAUUUCCAUCAGUCAACAUUUCAGAAGAAAGUUACACAAGUUCAGAUUACUUUUCAGAAUAUGGUCAGGAAAGCUGGUGACUGGAGAAAAAACAUAGAAGCAAAUAGCCGUUUGAUGAAGAAAUUUGAGGAGUCUAGAGCAGAACUGGAGAAAGUAAUACAGAUUGCCAAUUGUUGCUUAAAAGAAAAAGGAAAUCCUGAAGAACUUCUAAGGAAACAUAGCGAAUUCUUUAACCAGUUGGAUCAGAGAGUCCUAAAUGCCUUUCUGAAAGCGUGCGAUGAACUUACUGACAUCCUCCCAGAACAAGAGCAACACAACCUGCAGGAAGCUGUGAGAAAACUCCAUAGGCAGUGGAAGGAUCUUCAAACAGAAGCCCCAUAUCAUUUGAUCCACUUGAAGAUUGAAGUACAGAAAAGCAAGUUCCUGGUCACAGUGGAGGAGUGCAAAGCUGAGCUAGCUCGACAGAACAAGGUGUUAUCAAGAGAAGGCAACGAAAGGAUGAUCGAGGAACACAUGUUGUUCUUUGGUGGCAAGGGAUCUUACCAGCUUUGUGAGAAAAGGCUACAACGGAUUGAAGAACUGUGCCAAAAACUGCCAGUUUCUGAUCCAGUGAGGGCUACAUUGGAAAGCAGCCAACGAAUCCUGAAGGAGCUCAAAUCCCAGAUAGACAGCACAUACGUAAAGUUAACAGAGCACUCGGACACCUGGAAGGGCUAUAAGAACAGAUUUUCUGAAUUGGCAAACUGGAUUUCGUCAACAGAAAGAGAGCUAAAGAAGAUAAAGGAGAGUGUCAAUGAUACUGCCAAAUACAAGCAAUUUAAAGCAUCCGUGGGGGAAAUUAGGAAGCAUACUAAGAAGCAAGGAGAAAAUCACAGCUGGCUGAAAUCUAGACUUGCUGUUUUGACCACAGUAUGUCCUGAUUUGGAGGCCAAAAAGACAGAGGAUGAGCUUUGUAAACUUUCCAGUGACUUCAAGGGACUCCUAGAUUUUCUGGCUGAGAUUGAAAAGACUUUAGGCACUGUUGGAGACUGUGUUCAGUACAAAGAAGAAGUUAAAAAUGCAAUUGAAGAGUUAAUCAACAACUCUAAAGAAGCCCAAGCAGAGGCUGAAAAGAUCCUGGAUACAGAAAGUUUAUUACAAGCUCAGCAACUACUACUUCAUCAUCAGCAAAGGACAAGGAGGCUUCGUGCAAAGAGGCAAGAUGUGCAACAGCAGAUUUCCCAAGCUAAACAGUUGCAGAUUGAAGGUGGACUGCCCAGCACAAUGCACGAGGAUUUACAAAAGUUGGAAGGAACAUUGGAGAACAUGCAGCAGACUAUGGAGAAACGUGAAGAGCAACUGCAGGUCACAAUAAAUAAAUGGGAGCAGUUUGAAAGGGACAAAGAAACAGUAGUAAAAUAUCUCAAUCAAGCAAGCUCUGCACUUGAACGUAUCUUAAACUUUAGCAGUUUAGAGAGCCUCUCCUCAGAACUGGAUCAGACAAAGGAACUUUCUAAACAGACUGAAGCAAUGGCAGUACAGGCUGAGAAUUUGGUGAAGAAUUCUUCUGAGAUACAGCUUGGUUCAAAGAACAAGCAGUCCCUUCAGCAACAGGCAAAAUCAAUCCAAGAACAAGUGAAAAAAGUGGAAGUUACUCUUGAAGAAGAUAUUAAAAGCAUGGAAAUGAUGAAAAACAAGUGGGAUCAUUUUGGCAAUAAUUUUGAAGCUCUGUCCAUCUGGAUAGCUGAACAAGAAAAAGAACUGGAAACUUUGGAAACAUCAUCAUCUCCUUUGGACAUACAGAUCAGCCAAAUCAAGGUUAUUAAUAAAGAAAUAGAUGGUAAAAUAACUGGAAUCUCAAAACUAGAAGAGGAAGCCGAGUCUUUUUCCCAGUUUGUUACCUCUGGAGAAUGUGCACAUAUUAAAGCCAAACUAACUCAGGUCAAAAGGUAUUGGGAAGAGCUAAGAGAUCAUGCACAGAGACUGGAAGGAACAAUCAGAGGGAAUGCAUCAGCACAGCAGAAAUAUGAAGAAAGUCUUAAACAGGUGCAGCAGGCAGUGUCUGAAUUUGAAGCUAAGCUAGCUGAGCCUCUCACAUCGUGCUCUUCAUCAUCAACAACAUACACAGCCCUUCAGGAUUGCAUGGACCUUUGUCAUGCUGUGGAAAAACUGAGCAACACUCUGGCCUCUGUCUCAGCCUGUGCCCGAAAGGUGGCCAACAAAGAAAAAGCUGCUCAGGAGGUUACAGCGUUACAGCAGAAAUAUGAAAAAGUGCUAGAAAAUGCUAAAGAGAAACAGACCUUAUUAGACACUCUUCUGGCUCAGUGGCAGAAGCAGGAGAAGGAGCUGUCUGCCUUCCUGACCUGGUUGGAGGGGUGUGAAGCUACAGCCAGGCCUUCAGAGCAGUAUGUUUCUGCUGACAGAGUUAAACUGGAAGGUGAACUGCAGUCAUUGCAGGAUUUGCGAGGAGAUAUUGAGUCCCAUGCUUCAGUCUAUGCGAGCCUAUUACAGUUAAAUGAGUCGCUAUUCCCAACAGCUUCCAGACAGUGUGUGAAAACAAUAAAAGAAAAAUUUGAAGAGCUGGAUGAGAGGUGGAAAGCUUUACCACAAACUGUUGAUAAAAGGAUCAACUUCCUGCAAUCUCUUGUUGCUGAGCAUGGGCAGUUUGAUGAGCUCCUGCUCAGGUUUUCAGACUGGAUUAAGCAGUUUCUUGCUGAACUACAAGCCACUUCAGAGAUAAACACGGCUGAUCAACAACUAGCUGCAUCUCACAAUAAGAACCACUCAAUGGAAGUUGAAAGUAAGAAACAGCAAUUACAAAGCCUGAAGGAACAUGUAGAUAAAUUGUGUUCUUUCAGCUGCCCAGAGGACCAGCAGACAUUGCAGGGAAAGACUGAAGAUUGCUUUCAGAUCUUCCAGGAGGCAAGUCAAAUAACUAGCCAAAGACAAGAGGCUCUGGAUCAGCUGCGGGUAUUCCUGGAGCUCCACGGUUCUGCAUCAGGAGUGCUCCACCAGCUGAGGCAGACAGUGGAGAAAACAGGAAAUAUGGAUAAAGCUAAAUCUGAAUUACUGGAGAAGGAACUCAAUGAUGUUAUUCAAGAUCUUAAUACGCUGGAAUCUGUUGCCAUCAGUUUGGAUGGUUCCCUUACUAAGGCCCAGUAUCAUCUAAAACACAGCGUUUCUGAGCAGAGGACCUCCUGCAGGGCUGUGGUGGAUAAUCUGUACUUGGAACUGGAGGCAGUUCAAAACCUACUGGGAACCAAACAGAGUGAGGCAGAAGCUCUUGGAGCCUUGCGAAGAUCUUUCAUGGAACGUAAAGAACAGCUACUGAAGAGUAUUGAAGAUGCUGAGGAAAAGGCUGACAAGGAGGGCCUGAAGGAGGCAACACUACAAGCCCUCCAGCGAAGAUUGAGGAUCUUUAACCAGUUAGAUGAAGAAUUGAAUUCUCACCAGCAUGAACUCCAGUGGCUCAUGGACAAAGCAAAACAAAUAGCCCAAAAAGAUAUUACACUUGCUCCUGAGAUCGACAAAGAGAUAAAUUGCUUAGAAUCUCUGUGGGAGGAUACCAAGAAAGUUAUACAUGAAAAAAAGGAGCAGUCCUGCAUUCUUAUCGAUUUGAUGAAGGAAUAUCAGAGCUUGAAGUCAACAGUAAUGAAAGUCAUAGACAGUGCUGACAGUGCUUCUGUGAUCAAAUCCAUUUGGAAGGAUCAUGAAGAUGUCAGGCGAACUUUAUCGAAGCAUGAAGCGGCCAAGAAUGAUCUGAGUGCUAAACAAAAAGACCUGGAUACUUUCACCAAUAAAGGAAAACAUUUGUUAGCAGAAUUGAAAAGAGUGCAUAACUGUGACUCCACUGCGGUAAAAACAGAUAUGAACUGUAUGGUGGACAAAUGGCUAGAUGUGUCUGAAAGAAUUGAAGACAACAUCAACCAGCUGAGUGUAAGCGUGUCUCUAUGGGAUGACAUCCUGAAAACUGGAGAUGAAAUGGAUGGAUGGUGCAAUAAGUGCAUUUCUCAACUGAAUGAAGGCAUCAACAACUUGAGUAACAGUCAGAGAAUGGAGAUCCUCCUGAAAGACUUCCAGUCUGAAGUCAAGGAUAAAGAAGUGAAGUUGGAGCAGCUUAGUUCCAAAAUUUCAGAUCUCAAAGAACUGACCCAUAGUCAAGAGCCUCCUGCAGAUCUCCAGUUUAUAGAAUCAGAUUUGAGGCAGAAGUUGGAACAUGCCAAAGAAAUGUCAGAGACAGCAAAAGAGACACUGAAAGAUUUCAGUACUCAGAAGGUGCAGUUACAGAAGUUUAUUGAUCAGAUGACAGACUGGUUAACAAAAGUGGAAGAGACACUGUUAAGCUGUGCGUGUAACCUGGAUCCUGAAGCUCUAAAUAAAGUGAAGGAAACACAAAAAGACCUUCAGCUUCAGCAGAGCAGCAUUGACUCGACCCGUGAGAACCUGAACAGCCUGUGUCGCAAAUACCAUUCUGUAGAGCUGGAAACUCUUGGUGGCACUGUCACUUCAUUAAUAAAGAAGUAUGAAGCUGUGAAUCUGCUCUGUUCCAGAACACAGGCCAGCAUGCAAGAGUCCUUGGAAAAACAUUUCCUCCAUUCUAUGCAAGAAUUCCAGGAAUGGUUUUCUGGUGUGAAGGCUGCAGUAAAAGAAUCAUCUGACAGGUCUGGAGACAGCAAGGCCAUAGAGGCAAAACUACAUGACUUGCAGAGUGUGCUGGAUUCUGUUAGUGAGGGACAGAACAAGUUAGAUGCUGCCUGCAAGGAAGGAGAAAGUUUGUAUGCUUGCUUACCCAAACCAGUUGUGAGCCAUAUUCAGGAGCAAGUAGCGAAGUCUAACCAGAACUUCCAGGAAUUCCUCAGCCAGUGUCUGAAUGAUAUGAAGGCCCUGGAAGCUUGUGCCUCACACCUGGGAAGCUUUGAAGAUCAGCACAAGAAACUUGGCCUGUGGAUACAUGAAAUGGAAGAAAGAAUAAGCACAGAAGCAUUAGGAGAGAGCAAACAGCUUAUUCCUGAGAAGAAAAAGGAGGUGCAGAAAGUGGAAAAGUUCCUGGAAGAGUUACUGAAUUCAAGGGAAUCUUUUGAUAAGCUGUCCCAAAUGGCACAGACUUUAAAUGAAGAAGGCCAUGGUGCAGGGAGGGAAGUGCGCCUGGCUUCUCAACAUCUCACCGAUUAUCAAAACAUGGUCAAAACUGUCAAGGAAAAGCUGCGAACAUGUCAGCUUGCACUCCAAGAGCAUCUCACUUUGGAGGAGGCAUUACAGAGUAUGUGGUCAUGGGUGAAAGAGGUUCAAGAUAAACUGGCAUCAUCAGGGAGCACUGUUGGUAGCAAAGCCACACUAGAGAGACGACUGACACAAAUUCAGGAGAUCCUCUUACUCAAAGGUGAUGGUGAAGUUAAGCUGAACAUGGCCAUUGGCAAAGGAGAACAAGCACUUAGAAGCAGCAAUGAGGAAGGACAAAAGGUGAUACAAACCGAGCUUCAGAUGCUGAAGGACGUAUGGAAUGACAUCAUCAGCACCUCAGUGAAUUGGCAGAGCUGCCUAGAGUCUGUCAUUAGCCAGUGGAAUGAAUAUCUGGAAAGGAAGAACCAGCUGGAGCAGUGGUUAGAGAAAAUGGAUCACAAAGUGGAACAGCCUUUAGAACCACAGAUUGGUCUGAAGGAGAAGUUUGCUCAGCUGGACCACUUCCAGGCUAUUGUUUCUGAGAUAGAGGAUCACUCUGGUGAUUUGCAGCAACUCAUUGAAAAAGCUGUGGAACUGUAUGAAAAAACAGAGGAUGAUUCUUUUGGAGAAGCAGCUCAAGAAGAACUAAAAACACAGUUUAAUGACAUCACAACUGUAGCCAAGGAGAAAAUGAGGAAAGUGGAAGAUAUUGUGAAGGACCAUUUGCUAUACCUUGAUGCUGUGCAUGAAUUCACAGACUGGCUCCAUUCUGCAAAGGAAGAGCUGCAGCGCUGGUCAGAUGCAUCUGGAGAUACAUCAACCAUACAGAAAAAGCUGGCCAAAAUCAAUGAGCUGGUAGAGUCCCGCCAGAUCGGCGCGGGCCGCCUCGGCCGAGUGGAGACGCUGGCUCCCGCCGCGAAGCGCAGCACGACUGCCGGCGGGUGCCAGCUGCUGGCCGCCGAGAUGCAGGCCCUGCAGUCGGACUGGAAGCAGUGGGAGAGCGCCUUCCGGAGCCAGAGCAGCCUGCGGGAUGUGCUGAGCCAGAUGGCCCUGUCGGAGCAGGAGUUCGCGGCGCAGGUCGCGCAGCUGGAGGAGGCCGUGCAGCGGUUCGGCGGGCUGCUGGCCGCCUGGUCGCAGAGCCUGGCCCCCCUCGACAGCCGGCACACCGACGCGGAGGUCGUGGAGAGCUGGCGCAAGGAGAAAGAAACAUUGGAUGCUCUGGUAAAGUCUGAACAUAUGACAGAUGAGAUCAAAACUCAGUUGAACGAUCUUUGUAGAUUUUCCAGAGAUUUGAGUACUCAUUCUUCAAAAGUUUCAGGAUUGAUUAAGGAGUAUAACAGCCUCUGCCUGCAAGCUUCAAAAGGAUGUCAGAGCAAAGAGCAGAUCUUGCAGCAAAGAUUUCGGAUGGCUUUCAGGGACUUCCAGCAGUGGCUGAUCAAUGCAAAAGUCACCACAGCCAAAUGCUUUGACGUGCCUCAAAAUAUCAGUGAAGCUUCAGCAAGUCUGCAGAAAAUACAGGAAUUCUUAUCGGAAAGUGAGAAUGGGCAGCAAAAACUAAACCUGGUAGCAUCCAAAGGAGAACUGCUGUGCUCUGUUUUGCCAAAGGAAAAGGCUAAAGUUAUCCGGGACAAAUAUGCUACUGCUAAAGAAGAUUGGAAAAAUUUUAUCACCACCCUCCACCAGAAGGAAUCUGCAUUGGAGAACUUAAAGCUCCAGAUGAAGGACUUUGAAGCAACAGCUGAGCCUCUGCAGGAGUGGCUGACCACAACUGAGAAGAUGGUACAAGGAAGUAGCAGUCGGCUCCAUGAUCUUCCUUCCAAGAGGAGAGAACAGCAAAAGUUGCAGUCUGUCCUUGAGGAAAUAAGCUGCCACGAGCAUCAGCUCAACAGGCUAAAAGAGAAAGCUCAGCAGCUGUGGGAAGAGCAAGCUGUCAGCAAAAGCUUUAUGCGCAGAGUGUCUCAGUUGUCUUCUCAAUAUCUUACUUUAAGCAAUCUGACAAAGGAGAAAGUUUCCAGAAUGGAUAGGGUCGUAGCAGAGCACCAGCAGUUCUCGCACAGUGUCAAGGACCUCCAGGACUGGGUGGCUGAUGCAGUUCACAUGCUGGAUUCCUACUGUCAUCCCACUGCAGACAAGAGUGUUCUGGACAGCCGGAUGUUAAAGCUAGAGGGACUGCUAGCAGUGAAACAAGAAAAAGAAAUCCAAAUGAAAAUGGUUCUGACAAGAGGAGAAUCUGUUCUGCAAAAUACCUCUCUGGAGGGAGUACCUGUGGUUGAACGGCAGUUGCAAACCCUGAAGGACAGCUGGGCUUCUCUUCUGUCUGCUUGUAUCCAGUGCAAGAGUCAACUGGAAGGAGCUCUCUCCAAAUGGACGAGUUACCAGGAUGAUGUUCGUCAGUUUUCCAGCUGGAUGGAUAAAGUAGAAGCAAGUAUGAACGCUUCUGAAAGGCAAUAUGCUGAACUGAGGGAAAAAACAGCUGCCCUCAGCAAAGCAAAGCUACUCAGUGAAGAGGUGUUGAGUCACAGCAGCCUGUUGGAGACGAUUGAAGUGAAAGGAAGUGGGAUGGCUGAGCAUUAUGUUGCUCAGCUUGAACUCCAGGACCUUCAGGAGCGGUAUAAGUUCCUCAAAGACAGAACGAGGGAGGCGGUAACAAAAGCUGAAGGAUUGCUUAACUUACAUCAAGAGUACCAAAGAAAUCUGAAGGCCUUUGAAGUAUGGCUGGAGAAGGAACAGGAAAAACUUGACUGUUUAUCGCAUCUUGAUGGUGAUGCCCAGAAACAAGAGGCAACACUCCGAGACCUACAGGAGCUGCAGGUCCACUGUGCAGAAGGACAAGCGUUAUUGAAUGCUGCUGUCCGUGCCAGAGAGGAGGUGAUUCCCUGGGGCAUUCCCCAGAUAGAAGACCGAGCCCUGGAAUCCUUACGGCAGGAUUGGCAAGUUUAUCAGCACAGGCUUUCUGAAGCAAGAAGCCAAUUAAAUGCCACUGUGAGCAGACUGAGGUUAAUGGAGAAAAAAUUUCAGAAGGUUAAUGACUGGCUAACAGACCUGGAGGAGAAAAAGUGGCAUGAAGAAAUUACAAUCUACAAAGAUGAUGUGGAGGAAGUUGGGGUAUUGGCUCAGCAAAUACUAGAGGAAAAUCUCACUGCAAGUAGAAUGGGAAGCCAGGCUACGCAGCUUACGUCUCGCUACCAAACUCUUCUUCUUCAUGUCUUAGAGCAAAUAAAGUUUCUGGAAGAAGAAAUACGCUGUAUGGAGGAGUCAGAAUUGGCUUUUAGUGCUUACACGAAUUGGUACGGAGCUACUAACAAGAACUUCAGAAAUGUGAUCACCAAGUUUGACGUGGUUGAUAAAACAGCAAUGGAGAAAAAAGUGCAGAAGCUAGAGCUGCUGUUGAGUGAUAUGGACAUAGGCCACAGUUUACUGAAAUCCGCCCGUGAGAAGGGGGAGCGAGCUAUAAAGUACAUGGAAGAAAAUGAAGUUGACCAGUUAAGAAAAGAAAUUGGAGAUCAUGUGGAACAGCUUGAAGAGCUGGCUGGCUCCAUCAGGAAAGAGCACAUGACUUCAGAGAAGUGCCUUCAGCUGGCAAAGGAGUUCUCAGACAAGUACAAGGCACAGACUCAGUGGGUCACGGAGUACCAAGCCAUGUUACAUGCUCCAGCGGAACCAAAGAGCGAACUCUAUGAGAAGAAGGCCCAGUUGUCCAAAUACAAGUCCAUACAGCAGACUGUUCUGUCCCAUGAGCCUUCAAUAAAAUCAGUGAUUGAAAAGGGAGAAGCACUUUUUGAUCUGGUGAAUGAUGUGACUCUAAAGAACAACAUUCAAGACCUUCAGAGCAGUUACCAGGAACUCUGCAGAACAACAAAGGCUAUCAUGGAAGAAAUUGCAGGAUUUGAAGAUCGUUUGAACAACCUUAAGAGUAAAGGUGAUUACUUGAUCGAUCAAUGCACAGAACAUCUUCAAGCAAAAUUUAAGCAAAACAUACAAAGCCAUCUUCAGGGGACAAAGGACAGCUAUUCUGCCAUAUGUAGCACAGCCCAAAGAGUGUACCAGAGUUUGGAACAUGAACUCCAGAAGCAUGUUAAUCAUCAGGAUACCCUACAACAGUGCCAGACUUGGCUGUCUACAGUGCAGUCAGAGCUAAAGCCAGCUACCUGGCCACCUUUCAGCCUGGCAGAUGCAGUUAAACAGGUAAAACAUUUCCGGGCUCUGCAGGAGCAGGCCAAUACAUACUUGGAUCUUCUGUGCUCCAUGUGUGACCUGUCAGAUGCCACAGUGAAGAGUACAGCUACAGAUAUUCAACAAACAAAACAAAUGAUUGAGCAACAGAUAAUGCACUCACAGUAUUUGGCUCAAGGUUGGGAAGAGAUCAAACAAAUGAAGGCUGAGCUCUGGAUAUAUUUCCAGGAUGCAGAUCAACAACUACAGAAUUUGAAAAGGAGACGGGCAGAGUUGGAGCUAAACAUUGCCCAGAAUAUGGUACUCCAGGUUAAGGAAUUCAGUCAGAAGUUGCAGUCUAAGCAGUCAGCUCUUACCUCUGUUACUGAGAAGAUGAACAAACUAACCCAAGGACAGGAAUCACCUGAACACAAGGAAAUAGGAGAACUGAGCAACCAGUGGCUGGACCUCUGCCUUCAGGCACACAGUUUGCUCAUGCAGAGGGAGGAGGAUCUGCAGAGAACGGGGGAUUACCAUGAUCGCAUGAAUGUAGUUGAAGUUUUCUUGGAAAAGCUCACAAAAGAGUGGGACAACCUGGCUAGAUCUGAUGCUGAAAGUACAAACGUGCACCUUGAAGCUUUGCAAAAAUUGGCACUGGCACUACAGGAAAGGAAAUUUGCUCUGGAAGAUUUGAAAGAUCAGAAACAGAAGAUGAUAGAACAUCUGAAUCUUGAUGACAAAGAAUUAGUAAAGGAGCAAUUUGGUCAUUUCGAACAACGCUGGACUCAGCUGGAGGACCUUGUCAAAAGGAAAAUUCAAGUUUCUGUUUCAACCUUAGAAGAGCUCAGUUUGGUGCAUUCCAAAUUUCAGGAACUAAUGGAAUGGGCGGAGGAGCAGCAACCUAGUAUCUCAGAGGCUCUUAAACAGAGCCCUCCUCCAGAUUUGGCUCAGAGCCUUCUCAUGGAUCAUCUUACCAUUUGCAGUGAGCUUGAAGCCAAACAGCUUGUUCUGAAGAUGCUUGUGAAGGAUGCUGACAGGGUGAUGACCAACCUAGGGCUCAAUGAAAGGCAGGAGCUGCAGAAAGCACUUUCUGAUGCUCAGCACCAUGUAGAUUGUCUCAGUGAUCUGAUUGGCCAGAGGAGAAAGCACCUGAAUAAAGCACUGUCUGAAAAGACCCAGUUUCUCAUGGCAGUCUUUCAGGCUACAAACCAAAUUCACCAGCAUGAGAAGAAGGUAACGUUUCCGGAGCACAUUUGUCUGUUGCCAGAAGAUGUGAACAAACAGAUCAGGACUUGUAAGAAUGCCCAGGCUAACCUGAAGGCCUAUCAAAAUGAAGUCACGGGGUUGUGGGCUCAAGGAAGGGAUUUGAUGAAAGAAGCAACAGAACAAGAAAAGAGUGAAGUGUUAGGUAAACUGCAAGAACUACAGAAUGUGUAUGACACUGUUUUACAAAAGUGUAACCAGAGAUUGUUAGAACUGGAGAAAAACAUAGUUUCCAGGAAAUAUUUCAAAGAAGACUUGGAUAAAGCUUGCCAUUGGCUAAAACAAGCGGAUAUUGUCACAUUCCCAGAAGUCAAUGUAAUGAAUUCUAACUCUGAACUAUACAGCCAGUUGGCAAAAUAUCAACAGAUUCUUGAGCAAUCUCCAGAAUAUGAAAAUCUGUUACUUGCACUGCAAAGAGAUGGCCAAGAAAUCCUACCGUCACUUAAUGAAGUGGAUCAUUCGUAUCUGGAUGAAAAACUUAACAUUCUCCCUCAGCAAUUCACUAUUGUCACUGCUCUGGCAAAAGAAAAAUUAUAUAAAGUUCAGGAAGCCAUUUAUGCCAGAAAAGAGUAUGCCUCUCUGAUAGAGUUGACAAGGAAAGCUCUGACUGAGCUAGAAGAUCAGUUUAUUAACACGGACAAAGCUCCGGCUGCUGUUUUAGCCAAAGAAGCUGUGUCACUCCAGCAGGCCUAUAGAGAUCUCUUAGGUGAAGUGGUGAGCCUUGGUGCAGCAGUGGAUGAACUAAACCAGAAGAAGGAGGCCUUUCGAAGCACUGGCCAGCCAUGGCAACCAGAUGAGAUGUUAAAACUUGUCACGCUGUAUCACAAGUUGAAGAGGCAAAUAGAACAGAAAAUCAACCUGUUGGAAGACACAAUAGAAGCAUGCCAGGAGCAUGAGAAAAUGUGUAUGCAGUUUGAGGCACAACUAGAGGCAGUGAAGAAGGAGCAGAUUAAGGUAAAUGAAGAAACGCUCCCAAUAGAAGAAAAGUUGAAAAUAUACCAUUCUCUGGUGGGCAGCUUGCAAGACUUGGGGAGUCUUCUGAAACGAAUAACUGAACAUCUAGAAGCCCUUUCUCCUCAGCUUGACUCAUCUGCCUGUGAGACAACAAAUCACCAAGUGCAGUCUUGGCAAGAGAAACUAAAGUCUUUGCAUGCUGCCAUUGGUGACACCGUGAUGGAGUGUGAGAACAGACUUGUUCAAAGCAUAGACUUCCAGACAGAAAUUUGCCGCUCACUCGACUGGUUGAGAUGGGUGAAAACAGAACUUAAUGGAACAUUAAGUUUGGACCUCAAACUUCAAAGCAUCCAAGAAGAAAUCCGAAAGGUUCAGAUACAUCAGGAAGAAGUACAGUCAAGCCUGAGAAUAAUGAAUGCACUGAGCAAUAAAGAGAAAGAGAGGUAUAUGAAAGCAAAGGAGCUGAUACCUGCUGACCUGGAAAACACUCUUGCUGAGCUGACAGAACUAGACGGUGAAGUUCAAGAAGCUAUACACAUGAGACAGGCUACCUUGAAUAAAUUAUAUAGCCUCUGCCAAAGAUACUACCAAGUGAUGCAGAUAGCAAAUGACUGGCUUGAAGAUGCUCAGGAAUUUCUACUUUUAGCAAGAAAUGGGCUUGAUGUUGAGAACUCUGAGGAGAACCUAAGGAACCACAUUGAAUUUUUCAGCACAGAAAGUGAGUUCAGUAAUCAUUUGAAGGAGUUACAGGGCCUUGUGCCUGAGAUAGAGCCCUUUAUCCAAGCCACAGCAAAAGAGCAGCUGAUGCAGAAUGUAGCUGCAUUGGAAGAAAAGGCCAAAGGGACAAAGCAAGAAGCCAAAACCCAGCAAGAGCAGUUACAAAGGUGUGCUUCUGAGUGGCAGGAGUACCAGACAGCAAGACAGAAGGUUAUUGAAGUGAUGAAUGAGGCUGAGAAAAAAUUAUCUGAAUUCUCAGUAGCUAAAGCUGCUUCUUCUCAUGAAGCAGAAGAGAAAUUGCUAACACAUAAGACUCUUGUGUCUGUAGUAAAUUCUUUCCAUGAGAAGAUCACAGCCCUAGAAGAAAAGGCUUCACAGCUGGAAAAAGUUAGCAAUGAUGCCAGUAAGGCAACUAUAAGUAGAUCCAUGACAACAGUUUGGCAGCGCUGGACACGGCUCCGGAAUGUAGCCCAAGAGCAAGAGAAAAUUUUGGAAGAUGCAGUGCAGGAAUGGAAGGGCUUUAAUGAUAAGAUUCAGAAAGCCACCAUAGCAAUAGAUCAGCUACAAGGUCGCUUACCAGAAAGCUCAGUGGAAAAGGCAUCCAAGACGGAGCUCCUGGAACUCCUGGAUUACCACAGUGGUUUUCUUCUGGAGGUGGAGCACCAGCUGUCAUCUUUGGGCCUGCUCAAACAGCACGCUGUCAGCAUGCUUCAGGAUGUGGAAAUAAAGCCUUCGUCUCAGGAGGAACUACCAGUCAUGCAAGAAAUCAAAGCAAUGCAAGAUCGAUGCCACAAUAUGCAACAGAAAGUGAAAAAAGGUGUGAAGAUGGUGAAACAGGAGCUGAAAGAGCGUGAGGAGGUUGAAGCAGAGAUUAAUAUUGUGAAGUCCUGGAUCCAGGAAACAAAAGAAUAUUUAUUAAGCCCUGAUGUAGAAGUGGAUACUCAACUUCAGGAGUUGCAGUCUCUCCUUGGUGAAGUAACUACUCAUCGCCAGGCUGUUGAAAAAAUGGCUGAACAACAACAGAAUAAGUACUUGGGGCUUUAUACCAUUUUGCCUUCUGAACUCUCUCUUCAUUUAGCAGAAGUUGGGCUGGCCCUUGUAACUGUACAGGAUCAGAUUCAAACCAAAGAAAGAGAAACUCAGCAGAUCAAAACAUUGAAUCAAGAGUUUGGUCAGAAAAUCCAGGGGAUAGCAAAUGAGCUAAAUGUCAUUCUUUCCAAACUGAAAAAGAAAACAAAUGAUAUAGCACAAGCUAAACUUGAACAAAAGAUCCUCGGUGAAGAGUUGGACAGCUGCAAUAUAAAGCUGUUGGAAUUAGAUGCAUCAGUUCAGGACUUUGCAGAGCAGAACGUACCGCUGGCUAAGCAGCUGGCUAACAGGAUAGGGAAACUCACUGCAUUGCACCAACAGACCAUACGGCAGGCUGAGUACAGAGCAGCCAAGCUCAGUCAGGCUGCUUCACACUUGGAAGAAUACAAUGAGAUGCUGGAGUUCAUAUUGAAAUGGAUCGAGAAAGCAAAUAUCCUAGUGCAUGGUAGUAUAACAUGGAAUUCUUCCUCUCAGCUUCGUGAUCAGUUUAAAGCCUACCAGACUAUGCUUGAUGAGUCUGGAGAGAUUCAUGGUGAUCUUGAGGCCAUGAGUGAGAGGAUUGAAUAUCUGGCAAGUGUAUACUGUACUGAAGGAAUGUCACAGCAAGUGCUGGAACUGGGGCGGCGGACAGAGGAAUUACAGCAAGUUAUCAAAGUGCGGCUACCAAAUCUCCAAGAUGCUGCCAAGGACAUGAAGAAAUUUGAAGUUGAGCUGCGAGCCCUGCAGGCUGCUCUGGAGCAAGCCCAAGCCACGUUGACCUCUCCGGAGCUCGGGCAUUUGAGCUUGAAAGAGCAGCUUUCUCACAGACAGCAUUUGUUGUCUGAAAUGGAGUCACUGAAGCCUAAAGUUCACGCAGUACAAGUCUGUCAGAGUGCCCUGAGGAUUCCUGAAGAGGUGGUCACCGGCCUGCCAAUGUGCCACAGUGCCCUCCGGCUCCAGGAGGAGGCCAGCCGCCUGCAGCACACUGCCAUUCAGCAGUGCAACAUCAUGCAGGAAGCAGUGGUUCAGUAUGAGCAAUAUGAGCAAGAAAUGAAACAUUUACAGCAAAUGAUAGAGAGCGCCCAUCAUGAGAUCCAAGACAAGCCAAUAGCAACCAGCAACAUCCAGGAACUCCAAGUCCAGAUUUCACGUCAUGAGGAGCUGGCUCAGAAGAUCAAAGGAUACCAGGAGCAAAUUGCUUCUUUGAAUUCGAAGUGCAAGAUGCUGACAAUGAAAGCAAAACAUGCCACCAUGCUGCUGACAGUGACAGAAGUGGAGGGGCUUUCAGAGGGAAUGGAGGAGCUGGAUUCAGACCUGCUCCCAGCACACCCCGCUCAUCCCUCGGUGGUUAUGAUGACUGCUGGUCGCUGUCACACGCUGCUCUCCCCUGUCACUGAGGAGUCUGGGGAGGAGGGAACCAACAGUGAGAUUUCUUCUCCACCUGCCUGUCGCUCUCCCUCACCUGUGGCUAAUACAGAUGCUUCUGUUAACCAGGACAUUGCUUAUUACCAAGCCUUAUCUGCUGAACAGUUGCAGACAGAAGCCGCUAAAAUUCAACCCAGCACUUCAGCUGCCCAGGAGUUUUACGAACCAGGCUUAGAAUCAGCUGCUAGUGCCAAAUUGGAUGAUUUGCAGCGUUCUUGGGAAACACUGAAAAAUGUGAUCAGUGAAAAGCAGCGCACCCUCUAUGAAGCUCUUGAGCGUCAACAGAAAUAUCAGGACACACUCCAGUCUAUAUCCACAAAAAUGGAGACCAUUGAGAUCAAACUAAAUGAGAGUCUGGAACCAGCCAAAAGCCCAGAGAGCCAGAUGGCUGGACAUCAGGCUUUGAUGGAUGAGAUUUUAAUGUUACAAGAAGAAAUCACUGAGCUUCAGACAUCAUUAGCCCAGGAGCUAGUUUCAGAACCACUGGAUGCAGAAGCUGCUGAUCAGCUGGCAUUGCAGUCCACUCUCACGGUCUUGGCAGAACGAAUGGCCACGAUUCGAAUGAAGGCGUCAGGAAAACGACAACUAUUAGAGGAAAAACUGAAUGAGCAGCUGGAAGAACAGCGGCAAGAGCAGGCUCUUCAAAGGUACCGUUGUGAAGCUGAUGAGCUUGACCACUGGUUACUCAAUACCCGAGCAACGCUGGACACCGCUCUGGUUACUGCUGAGGAACCUAUGGACAUGGAAGCACAGCUGGCAGACUGUCAGAACAUGCUGGUUGAAAUAGAGCAGAAGGUGGUAGCCUUGUCAGAGUUGUCUGUGCACAAUGAGAACUUGCUUAUGGAGGGGAAGGCUCACACCAAGGACGAGGCAGAGCAGCUGGCUGUGAAGCUCAGGACGCUGAAGGGCAGCCUUCUGGAGCUGCAGAGAGUGCUCCACGACAAACAGAUCAACAUUCGGGGGUCAUUACAAGAAAAGGAGGAGAGCAACCUGGACUUUGUUUCCUCACAAAGCCCCAGUGUCCAAGAAUGGCUGGCACAAGCAAGAACCGCUCGCUCACAGCAACAGCAGAGCACCCUGCAGCAACAGAAAGAGCUGGAACAAGAGCUAGAAGAGCAGAAGAAUCUGCUUCGGUCAGUAGCAUGCCGUGGAGAAGAAAUCCUCACACAGCAAGGUGCUCCAGAAGGCCUAUCAGGAAGGGCAAGUGAGAAGCCUGAUAUACUCUCUGAGGAAUUAGGCUUCGAAGGUGAGAAGCCAUCAUCUGAAGAACAGAUGAAGGUGAAAUGGGAAAUCCUGAACCAGGAAUUCAAUACCAAGCAGAGACUGCUCCAGAAAACUUUGGAACAAGACCAGCUGCAGCUUUAUAGCAGACCAAACAGACUGAUAUCUGGAAUGCCUUUGUAUAAGGAGGAGAGACAGGAUGAAGAUAAAUUCUCAGUGUCACCAGUAUUGGAUGAAUUGAAUCAGGCCUUUGAAGAUGUGUCAUCUGAGACUGGACGGGUGGAGGAGAGCCUGCAUCUUGAACAGAAGCUGUAUGAUGGUGUUGCAGCCACCUCCUUGUGGCUAGAUGGUGUGGAAGAACAGAUCUUUGUUGCUACGGCUCUGUUGCCAGAGGAAGAAACAGAAACAUACCUCUGCAAGCAAGAGUCUCUUGCCAAAGAAAUCAAAGACAUAACAGAAGAAAUGGAUAAGAACAAGAAUUUAUUUGCUCAGAUAUUUCCUGAGAAUGGUGAUAAUAGGGAUAUUAUAGAAGACACUUUGGAUUGUCUCCUGAGAAGACUGACCUUACUGGAGUCAGUAGUAAACCAGAGAUGCCAUCAGAUGAAAGGACGGCUCCAGCAAAUAGUGACUUUCAAGAAUGAUCUGAAGCUCCUGUUUACGUCAGUGGCUGAUAACAAAUAUUUAGUUCUACAGAAACUAGCAGAGGCAGCUGAGAGACCAGAAACAGAACAAAUGCAGGUCAUACUGCAGGCAGAAGAAGGUUUGAAGGAACUAGAUGCUGGAAUCAAUGAAUUAAAGAAGUGUGUAGACAACCUACAAAUUGACCAACCUUCUGUGCAAGAGCUGUCUAAGAUCCAGGAUAAGUAUGAUGAGCUGAUGAUGAUCAUUGAAUCCAGACGGAGUGACCUGAAUCAGAAUCUGGCUCUUAAGAGCCAGUAUGAACAGGCUUUGCAGGACCUGGCUGACUUGGUAGAAACAGGCCAAGAAAAGAUGGCUGGUGACCAGAAAAUGAUUGUUGCUUCUAAGGAAGAGGUUCGAUUGCUACUUGACAAACAUAAGGAAUAUUUUCAGGGGCUGGAGUCUCACAUGAUCCUGACAGAAACACUCUUUAGAAAGAUGAGUAGCUUUGCCCUCUUGAAGGAAACUCAGUCACAUUCAGAGCUAAUGACACAAGCUUCAGCUGUAUUAAAGCUGGCUCAUAAACGAGGUGUGGAGCUGGAAUACAUUCUAGAGACCUGGAUGCGUCUGGAUGAAGAUUACCAGGAACUUACCAGACAGCUGGAGUCUGUUGAAGGUAACAUCCCCACUGUUGGUUUGGUGGAAGAGACGGAGGACAGGCUUACAGACCGGAUUACACUUUUUCAGCACCUGAGAUCUAGCCUGACUGAAUACCAACCUAAAUUAUACCAAGUGCUAGAUGAUGGGAAAAGACUCCUUUUUUCUGUUAGCUGCUCAGAUCUCGAAAGUCAACUGAACCAACUAGGAGAACACUGGUUAAGUAACACCAGCAAGGUUACCAAGGAGCUUCACAGGCUGGAGACAAUACUGAAGCACUGGACAAGGUAUCAGAGUGAAUCAAAUGAAUUGACACAUUGGUUACAAUCUGCAAAGGAGCGACUUGAGUUUUGGAGCCAGCAGUCUUUGACAGUUCCUCAGGAACUGGAAACAGUCAGAGACCACCUGAACUCAUUUUUGGAGUUUUCAAAAGAAGUGGAUGCUAAAUCAUCACAGAAAUCUUCUGUCCUGAGUACUGGGAACCAGCUCCUCAGGCUGAAGAAGGUGGAUACAGCAGCAUUGCGUGCAGGAUUGUCUCACAUUGAUAGUCAGUGGACAGAGCUGCUCACAGAAAUCCCAGCAGUACAAGAGAAAUUGCACCAGCUCCAGAUGGACAAAAUUCCUUCUCGCCAUGCUAUCACUGAAGUUAUGAGCUGGAUUUCCCUAAUGGAAAAUGUCAUUCAGCAGGAUGAAGAGAAUAUAAAAAAUGUAGUAGGACAGAAAGUCAUUCAGGAUUAUGUCCAGAAGUACAAGGGUUUCAAGAUAGAUUUAAGUUGCAAACAAUUGACAGUAGACUUUGUGAACCAAUCAGUGCUACAAAUUAGCAGCCAGGAUGUUGAAAGUAAACGUAGCGACAAAACUGAUUUUGCAGAACAGCUUGGAGCAAUGAACAGACGUUGGCAGAUCCUGCAAGGCCUGAUAACAGAAAAGAUCCAACUGUUGGAAAGUCUGCAGGAAUCCUGGACAGAAUAUGAAAAUAGUGUGCAGUGCUUAAAAACUUGGUUUGAAACCCAAGAGAAGAAGCUGAAAGAGCAACAGAAAAUUGGAGACCAGGCUUCAGUACAGAAUGCUUUGAAAGACUGUCAGGAAUUAGAAGAAUCAAUAAGAACAAAGGAAAAAGAAGUAGAAAAUGUAGAACAGAGUGGUCUGUCUUUGAUACAGAAUAAGAAGGAAGAAGUCUCUUCUGCUGUUAUGAAUACACUGCAAGAAAUUAACCAUUCCUGGGCCAAUUUGGAUCACAUGGUUAGCCAACUGAAGAUAUUGUUGCAAUCCGUUCUUGAUCAGUGGAGCAUUUACAAAGUGGCUUAUGAAGAACUGAAUAGUUACCUGACAGAAGCCAGAUAUUCUUUGUCCCGUUUUUAUCUUCUUACUGGUUCUUUGGAAGCUGUGAAAGUCCAAGUUGAUAACCUUCAGAGCCUACAAGAUGAAUUGGAAAAGCAAGAAAAUAGCUUACAGAAAUUUGGUUCUGUGACCAAUCAAUUGUUGAAAGAAUGUCACCCACCAGUGACUGAAACACUUACCAACACUUUGAAAGAAGUGAAUAUGAGGUGGAACAACCUUCUGCAGGAGAUUGCAGAGCGGCUGCGUGCCAGUAAGGGCCUCCUUCAGCUGUGGCAGAGGUACAAGGACUGUUACCAGCAGUGCUCUUCCACAGUCCGUCAGCAGGAAGACCAGACCAAUGAACUCCUGAAGACUGCCACCAGCAAAGACAUUGCUGAUGAUGAAGUUACUACUUGGAUUCAAGACUGCAAUGAUGUACUCACAGAUUUGAAGGCAGCACAGGAGUCACUGGUUGUUCUUCAAGAACUGGGAGAGGAGCUAAAAAGCCAGGUGGAGGCUUCAGCGGCAGCAGCUAUACAGUCUGAUCAUCUUUCUCUGAACCAGAAUCUGUCAACCCUAGAACAGGCUCUCCGCAAGCAACAGGCUGUACUUCAGGCUGGAGUGCUGGACUAUCAAACCUUUGCCAAGAACCUGCAAGUCCUGGAGGCCUGGAUAACAGAAGGAGAAGAAAUAUUGAAAGGACAGGAUCCCAGUCACUCAUCUGAUCUCUCAUCAAUACAGAGUAGAAUGGAGGAACUCAAGAGUCAGAUGUUGAAGUUCAGCAGCAUGGCCCCGGAUUUGGACCGUCUUAAUGAGCUGGGUUACAGGCUUCCUCUGAAUGAUAAAGAAAUCAAAAGGAUGCAGAACCUGAACAGACAUUGGUCUCUGAUCUCAUCUCAGACUACGGAGAGGUUCAGUAAGCUGCAGUCUUUCUUGCUGCAGCAGCAGACCUUCUUGGAGAAAUGUGAGACUUGGAUGGAUUUAUUAGUUCAGACUGAGCAGAAGCUGGCGGCAGAGAUUUCAGGAAACUACCAGAGCCUUUUAGAGCAACAGAGGGCACAUGAGCUAUUCCAGGCAGAGAUGUUCAGCCGCCAGCAGAUUUUGCAUUCAAUUAUCUCUGAUGGGCAGCACCUCCUAGAACAAGGACAGGUGGAUGACAGGGAUGAAUUUAAUCUGAAGCUGACUCUUCUAAGUAAUCAAUGGCAAGGAGUAAUUCGCCGGGCACAGCAGAGGAGGGGGAUCAUUGACAGCCAGAUUCAUCAGUGGCAACGCUAUAGGGAGAUGGCAGAGAAGCUGCGCAAGUGGCUGGUGGAAAUAUCCUGUCAGCCAGUGAGUGGGCUGGGCAACGUUCCUAUCCCAUUGCAGCAAGCCAGAGCGCUACUGGAUGAAGUGCAGCUUAAAGAGAAAGUUCUCCUAAGGCAGCAAGGAAGUUAUAUCCUCACUGUGGAAGCUGGGAAGCAACUGCUGCUCUCUGCUGACAGUGGAGCUGAGGCAGCCCUGCAGACAGAGCUGACCGAAAUUCAGGAGCGCUGGAAGAUAGCUAGCACGCAACUGGAGCAACAAAAGAAACAGCUUGCUUUACUACUGAAAGACUGGGAAAAAUCUGAAAAGGGCAUAGGAGACUCCCUGGAGAAGCUAAGAUCAUUCAAAAAAAAGCUUUCUCAGCCUUUGCCAGAACACCAUGAUGAGUUGCAUGCAGAGCAGAUUCGUUGCAAGGAGUUAGAGAAUGCUGUUGAAGGAUGGACAGAUGACCUUGCACACCUCUCUCUGCUGAAGGAGACCCUGUCUAUAUAUAUCAGCCCAGAUGAUAUCUCAGUCCUCAGUGAGCGCAUAGAGCUUCUGCACAGACAGUGGGAGGAGCUGUGCCACCAGGUCUCCUUACGUCGACAACAAGUUAGUGAGAGACUGAAUGAGUGGGCUGUCUUCAGUGAGAAGAACAAGGAGCUCUGUGAGUGGCUGACACAAAUGGAAAGUAAGGUUUCUCAAAAUGGCGACAUCCUCAUAGAAGAAAUGAUUGAGAAACUUAAAAAGGAUUAUCAAGAGGAAAUUGCUGUAGCCCAGAAGAACAAAAUCCAGCUCCAGCAAAUGGGGGAGCGACUUGCUAAAGCCAGCCAUGAGAGUAAGGCAUCAGAAAUUGAGUACAAACUUGGCAAGAUCAAUGACAGGUGGCAACAUCUUCUAGAUCUUAUUGCAGCCAGGGUAAAGAAGUUGAAGGAGACCCUCGUUGCAGUGCAGCAGCUGGAUAAAAACAUGAGUAGCCUGAGAUCUUGGCUUGCCCACAUUGAGUCAGAGCUGUCCAAACCUAUUGUCUAUGAAACUUGUGACUCUGAGGAGAUACAAAGGAAGCUAAAUGAACAGCAGGAACUUCAGAGGGACAUAGAGAAACACAGCACUGGAGUGGCAUCUGUUCUCAAUCUGUGUGAAGUUCUUCUUCAUGACUGUGAUGCUUGUGCCACAGAAGCAGAGUGUGACUCUAUUCAGCAGGCUACACGCAAUCUGGACAGAAGGUGGAGGAACAUUUGUGCAAUGUCAAUGGAAAGGCGACUUAAAAUUGAAGAGACGUGGCGGCUAUGGCAAAAGUUUUUGGAUGACUACUCUAGAUUUGAAGACUGGCUAAAAAUCUCUGAGAGGACAGCUGCUUUCCCGCGCUCCUCUGGUGUGCUUUACACAGUUGCUAAGGAAGAACUGAAGAAAUUUGAGGCCUUCCAGAGACAAGUGCAUGAAUGUCUGACUCAGCUGGAACUGAUCAAUAAACAAUAUCGUCGCCUGGCCCGAGAGAACCGCACUGACUCUGACUGCAGCCUCAAGCAGAUGGUUCAUGAGGGGAACCAGAGAUGGGACAACUUACAAAAGCGAGUUACCUCCAUCCUGCGCAGGCUAAAACAUUUUAUUGGCCAACGUGAGGAGUUUGAAACUGCACGUGAUAGCAUCCUGGUAUGGCUAACAGAGAUGGACCUGCAGCUAACCAACAUUGAGCAUUUCUCAGAGUGUGAUGUCCAAGCAAAGAUAAAGCAACUUAAGGCUUUCCAGCAAGAAAUUUCACUGAACAACAACAAAAUUGAGCAGAUAAUUGUGCAGGGUGAGCAACUCAUUGAGAAAAGUGAGCCCAUAGAUGCAGCUGUCAUUGAAGAAGAACUAGAUGAGCUGCGUCGUUACUGUCAAGAGGUCUUCGGACGUGUGGAACGUUAUCACAAGAAACUCAUCCGCCUUCCUCUGACAGAUGACGAACACGACCUCUCUGACAGAGAGGUGGAUCUGGAUGAAUCAGCAGAUCUCUCUGACAUACACUGGCAUGACAAAUCUGCGGACAGCAUUCUCUCCCCGCACCCCUCUUCCAACCUUUCGCUGCCUCUUUCCCAGCCGGUGAGAAGCGAGCGAUCAGGGCGAGAUACCCCUGCGAGUGUGGACUCCAUUCCCCUGGAGUGGGAUCAUGACUACGACCUUAGCAGAGACCUGGAGACAGCUGUUUCACGGGCACUGCACUCUGAGGAAGAAGACGGAGGACAAGAGAAGGACUUCUACCUGAGAGGAGCAGCUGGUAUAACAGAUGUAGAGAUCCCUGAAACUCUUGAGGCCUAUGUAACACUCACAGAAAACGCGCUCAAAAAUAUCUCUGGAGAACCUGGUGCCCUGGAAGCACAUAUCCGACAGCUGGACAAGGCCUUAGACAUCAGUCGUUUCCAAAUACAGCAAACAGAAAACAUCAUCCGCAGCAAAACACCUACAGGACCAGAGCUGGAUUCCAGUUACAAAGGAUAUAUGAAGCUACUAGGUGAGUGCAGUGGAAGCAUAGACUCAGUAAAAAGGCUUGGAUAUAAACUGAAGGAGGAAGAAGAAAAAUUAUCUGGACUUAUUAACCUGAACAGUACUGAAACACAAACAGCUGGUGUAAUUGACCGAUGGGAAUUAAUCCAGGCUCAAGCUCUAAGCAAGGAGCUGAGGAUGAAGCAGAACCUUCAGCAAUGGCAGCAAUUUAACUCUGACCUUAAUAGCAUUUGGGCUUGGUUGGGAGAAACUGAAGAGGAACUGGAGAAGCUCCGCCGCCUUGAUCUCAGCACUGACAUACAGACUAUUGAGCUCAGAAUUAAAAAACUGAAAGAGCUGCAGAAAGCAAUUGAUAACCGCAAAGCGAUCAUCUUAUCCAUCAAUCUGUGCAGCUCAGAGUUCACUCAGUCUGACAGCGAAGAAAGCAAGAAGCUUCAAGAGCGCCUGUCUCAGAUGAAUGUGCGCUGGGACCACGUGUGCAGUAUGAUCGAAGAGUGGCGCUGCUCAUUGCAGGAUGCAUUAAUGCAGUGCCAGGAUUUCCAUGAAAUGAGCCAUGGUUUGCUGCUUUGGUUAGAGAAUAUUGACAGAAGAAAAAAUGAGAUUGUGCCCAUCAAUCCAAACUUGGACUCGGAAACACUGCAGGAUCAUCAUAGACUUUUAAUGCAAAUCAGACGUGAACUGCUGGAGUCUCAGUUGAAGGUGGCGUCACUGCAAGAUAUGUCCUGCCAAUUGCUAGUCAAUGCUGAAGGCAAGGACUGUCUUGAAGCCAAAGAAAAGGUGCAUGUCAUUGGAAACAGACUGAAGCUCCUCUUGAAAGAGGUCACACGUCAUAUUAAAGACCUAGAGAAAAUUCUAGACAUUUCAAGUAGUCAACUGGAAUUGUCCUCAUGGUCCUCUGCUGAUGAAUUAGACACAUCGGGCUCAGUGAGUCCUGUAUCUGGAAGAAGCACUCCAAGCAGACAGAGAACGCCACGGGGCAAAUGUAGUCUCUCACAGCCUGGACCCUCUGUCAGCAGUCCACAUAGCAGGUCCACAAGAGGUGGCUCAGGUUCCUCCCCUUCUGAGGCCGGGCCGGCGUGGCGGCGCCUGUCCUUCUUCCUCAGAGUCCUCAGAGCUGCUCUGCCACUUCAGCUCCUCUUGCUGCUCCUGAUCGGGCUGGCUUGCCUGGUGCCAAUGACCGAGGAGGACUACAGCUGUACUAUGGCCAACAACUUUGCCCGCUCUUUUCACCCCAUGCUAAAAUACAUGAAUGGUCCACCUCCAUUAUGAAGGAGACCUGUGAGACAGUGGGUGACCUUGCUGGAGUGCUAGCUGGGAGGCAGGAUGAUUUUAAAAGGUGACAGGAUUCAGUGUGGCAGCUUUACCUACCUGCUGUAGCCACCGCUGUGUCCAUAUCGUUCUCUGCUGACACUCAGCUAGUAAUGCAUCUGUAUAUCAGUAUCAAACUGCACAACGUAUUACCUGAGUAGCAUUGUUUCAAUACUCGCAUCCUGGGUACUAAGGAGGAUGUGACGUGUGUGAGGGAAAUGUCCUUCUGUCCAGCAUUCUGGAUCUUUUAGCCACUUUAUAUCCAGGUCAUUGCCCUGUACUAUGCAUAGCCAAGGACUUGAUACUGUAGAUCCUUUCCUGUGUGCUGCUCUAAAUGAGUCAUUAGCCAGUCUUUGUUAAAUACCCUUUCAGUAUCUACAGUAUACAAAAUAACCAAUGCUAAAGAAAUUUUAGAGCAUUUGUAACAUAUAAUUUUAAAGCAUCUUGUAUGGCAAUGUAUUAUUCCCCGUGGUUUCUGUUUCGGGCAUGGUGUUCUAACUUUUGCUUUGGAUGCACAAGGUGUAAAUCUGAGAAGCACUUUUUUAAGGUUUAAAAAAAUGGAUGUAAUAAUUAAGAUCGUAAAAGGUUUUAUGAGGAAAAAUGUUGAAUGUCAAGUUGAAAAACAAAGAACAUAUUUAUGUAUGUACAGUUUGCUAAGCCAAGUUUUGUUUGUAUUGAUUUCUUUGCAUUUAUUAUAGAUACCAUAAAAUA